Messenger RNA from Etheostoma spectabile (orangethroat darter), 6765 nucleotides. It is a transcript of the gene foxo4, whose product is annotated as forkhead box O4. The record is from RefSeq and is a predicted model, not a curated record. Gene Ontology annotation, cellular component: nucleus. Gene Ontology annotation, biological process: regulation of transcription by RNA polymerase II. The transcript is spliced from 3 exons. Gene Ontology annotation, molecular function: DNA-binding transcription factor activity, RNA polymerase II-specific; RNA polymerase II cis-regulatory region sequence-specific DNA binding. Bases 1599 to 3530 code for a protein of 643 amino acids. NCBI's taxonomy places the organism in Eukaryota, Metazoa, Chordata, Actinopteri, Perciformes, Percidae.
GCGCAAGCGCAGACCGCGUUGCCUGACAGUGGUAAACAGACGUCAGAAGGGAGUCUUCGCCUCUAGUCAAAACAAAACAAAACAAAACAAGUCAAAAAGCUACUGAAGGAGUGAAUAUUUGAACAGCCACAACCACAGGAAGUUUUCCAAAACUCCUCGCUGAUUAAAAACGGCUACUUGGAGUAAGUUAUUGAAGGCUUUUCACGGACUUUUUCACGGAUUGUAACUCUGGAGUAGCGGGAGCUUAACCAGCUAACGUUACGGUGGCUAUCGUGCUGUUUUCAAAGUGCGGCGAGUGGGAGUCGACAGACCUCCGAGGCGACUCAACUUCACCUAACACCCGGGAAUUCGCCUAGUAGUUAGUACCGAGACCGCAGGUCGAAGAUUUUCUGAGCUCCGGGCCUCGGUCCGAGAGGGUUUUACAACAGCUUCUUUGAGCAUCGUGUGCCGCGGCAGGAGUGUGGAGAAACAUGGCAGAUGGUGACAUGCGCCCGGCCGCAAUGUGGCGGAUCGUGCAGACCUGAAGCACGGACUACUCCUACGUACAUUUCUCUCAUCUCACACUUUUAUUUACUUAAAAAACACUAUUUGACAGUUGACUCGAAUCUGCUCUCCCUUUCAUCUUCCAUCGCUCGACAUUUCUCUGGUUGUUGACUUCCAGCGGCUUCAACGUAACGUUGCAGGCCAAAGAGACGGCGGCCACAGUCUCCACUGAGUUUUACCAUUUUUUUUGGCAGCUGGCUAACAAAAUCGUUGCUGGGAUAAUCAACCGCCAUACGCUUUUACAACUUGGAUUAAACUGGACUUGUUUGCGACUGUUUUUUGUUUUGUUUUAAAGUUUUGUGGAGUUUUUAUAUAUGUAGACUGUACUCGCGGAGAGCCCAGACAUCACGUUUACAAGUGGAGACGGACAGGGGCUGUCCUGAGAAGAUCCUUUGUAACAGGAGCCAGCUAAUCCCUGUUUGUAGUCUUCAAAGCUUUACAGUAAAGAAAUUGGGUCGAAUUAGAAAACAUAUCUAAUUUGACAAAUUGCUUACGGAAUAAUCCUUCAUUUUGAUGAAUUUUUAAAAAAUCAUUUUUUCAGACACAUUUAAAGUAUACUUUUUACAACAUUUACCCGUUGACAAAUACUUAAAUUGAGUGUUUAUUAACAGGAAUGGCAUUAUUCUGCAUCCAUAUACCUUUACGAUUUUGGUAUUCAUUUUUAGGUGAGCCCAAACCUCUGUAGAUCCAGAUGUUUUGGAGCUCAUUGCCACUCUGCCACUUUUGUCUUUAUCUAAUUCAAACAAAGGGACUCUCAUCUCAACCUUCCUUCAUUCUAUAUAAAUCGAAAGGUUUAUGAUAGUUACUAUUAAGGAGAUUAUUUGGGUUCCCUAAUCUCCAAUCGGAGGAUUAACUGAGGUCAUUGGUGUGUCCAGAUUAUUACGUCUCUUCUCCAGGCCCCUCUGUUUACACCCCCGCAGUGGCUGAAGCAAUUUUCUUUUGUGUCGUUUUUUUUAACGCAUCAUCCACUCAAAGUUUACUUUAACUUUUCAAGGUAGCCUAGAUGUUUUGAGUGGACUCAUCUUUUUGGUUGAGCGGAACUUCAGAGGACGGCCAUGGAGAAGUUGUCGGUGCCCCCGAUUGACCCAGAUUUCGAGCCGCAAAGCAGACCCCGCUCCUGCACGUGGCCGCUGCCGAGACCCGACAUCUCUGCUGUCAAACCGGAGGGGGCGGAUGGCUCCGAGUCCGCCGCCGGUACCCCGCCCGCCGACGAGGACAAGGCCGAGCCCCAGCAAAUCACGUCAGAGCCCGAGAAGGUAGCGGCCGAGGGAGGGGUCGUGGCCGGCGUGGGCGGAGCCGGUGCGACGCCACGCAAAGGAUCAUCUCGGCGCAACGCGUGGGGGAACCAGAGCUACGCAGAUCUGAUCAGCCAGGCCAUCGAGAACUCGCCUGAGAAGAGGCUGACCCUGGCACAGAUCUAUGAAUGGAUGGUGAAAACAGUGCCUUACUUCAGAGACAAGGGAGACAGCAACAGCUCAGCUGGCUGGAAGAAUUCAAUUCGCCACAAUUUAUCACUCCACAACAAGUUCUUGAGGGUACACAAUGAAUCGACAGGCAAAAGCUCCUGGUGGAUGCUCAACCCAGAAGGAGGGAAAACCGGGAAAGCUCCUCGCCGCCGGGCCGCCUCCAUGGACAAUAGCAGCAAACUGCUGAAGAGCCGCAUGAGGGCCAAGCAGACCAAGAAGCAGGCGGCAGCAGCCGGCCUGGGGGGUGCUGGAGGAGCCCUGCAGGGCGAUGGGAGCACAGGUUCAGCAGGUGCAGACAGCCCUAAUUCGUCCCAGCAGUUUUCCAAAUGGGGGGUUAACAACAACAGCCCCUCGUCCCGCGGCACGCUGGAUGACACUGACAUGUGGACCACCUUUCGCCCACGCACAAGCUCUAACGCCAGCACCCUGAGCGGACGUCUGUCCCCCAUUGCUCCUGGACAGGAGGAUGACGAUAACCUGCCCGAGGACGGACUGCUGGGAAGAUACACUGCCAGCAGCUUGACCCCCACUCUCACAGAGACCCUCAUGGAGGAGCUGGAUCUAAUUGACGGCCUCACAUUGAUGACUGGGCAGCAGGGAGGGGCCAGUCCCAGUACAGCUCCACCAGCACCUCCCACUCCGCUGCCCUCCGCCUCCACCCUGCUUCCUCGUGGCUCCAGCUUUUCCUCCUUCCAUCAGCUGCAACCAUCCAGCCUCCCACAGGGCCCCAGUCACACGGGGACCCAGGCCUCUGCCUCCCAGUGUGGACCCAGCAGCAAAGAGCCGUCAACCUUUAGCAACUCCCUCUUCAACCCCAUGUCCAACUCCGGUUCUCGUGGGAGCGGCCAUUACAGCACCCACGUGCCUUCCAGCCUGGAGGCGCUGCUCACUUCCGACUCCCCUCCUCCCAGUGAUGUCAUGAUGACCCAGGUGGACCCCCUCAUGCCCAGUCCUGGAGGGGUGGGCCUGAUGGGCCUUGGCACAUCUGGGGGGAGGUCCGAACCCAACCAGCUGCUGUUGGGUAAAGGGCUGGAGCCAAACACAGUGGCCCCCAUGGCGCUGCAGGCUCAGAUGCAGCAGCAUCACCUUCACCAUCAGCAGCAGCCACAACAACAACACCAGCAUCACUCUCAGAUGGGGUUGGGGAUGAUCCUCUCAGGUAUGUCUCAGGACCCGUUGCAGCUCUCUGCCCUCAAAGCCCAGCAUGCCACGCUGCCAGCGGUGGGCUCUCAUCAUGGAGGGCCCAUCGCCUCAGCCAAUCCUGGCUUGAGCCUGCAGGGGAUGAGUCACUUUGGAGCUCCGUCCUGCUUCCAGACCGGUCAGGACCGACUGCCCACAGACUUGGACAUUGACAUGUUCACCGAAAACCUGGAUUGUGACGUGGACUACAUCAUCAACACUGACCUCAUGGACGGAGAUGAUAUCGACUUUAGCUUUGACCCCAUAAUGUCUGGAGGCCAAGGCUACGCCGGGCCAGCCACCACCACGCCGGGCUCCGCUCACAGCUGGGUGCCUAGCUAAUUCCUCAGUUGACCGCACAGUCAGCCAGGAACGGAUCUCCAAUCAAAAUAACCUCAAAAACCAACAUAACGACCGGUGCAUUCCUCCUCCCUGCUGGCUCGAGAUGCUAUUUUCAAAUGCAAUGCUUCUCUCAGACUUUUAAGACCAGACCCAUGUCAUGUGCCAAGACAUGUGGAGGACAGUGAGCAGGGAGGAGAGUUGUGUGUGUGUGUGUGUAUGUAUAUAUAUAUGUAUGUAUAUAUAUAUGUAUAUAUAUAUAUAUAUAUAUAUAUAUAUAUAUAACACUUCAACAAUUUGGCUGCUAGCAGUUAUUUCUUCUAAUCCAAACUGAUGAUUUUUAAAAGUCGUGUGACAUGAUGUUUUUAAGAGUGAAAGACAAAUCAUUAACUCCGCUCUGCUGGGAGUUUAUAUUUCGGUUAUGUUACACCAGAAUAGCUUUAGGGUGGAUACGGUACUCAAUGGCUUUGGUAUUGAAGACUUAAUGACUCAACUUGUGCGUUUUUGGAGAAAUGGCCAGUUUUCCAUUGACACCAGCAUGAACUGCCAGACUAAAUGCUGUUUAAGGUGCAGUGACCUUACUGCACCGUGAAAACUUUUUAUCACAGGAGUCGGAUUGUGUUGUGGAAGAUAAUAGACUGGACGACUGGAGGUAUAAAAUGUUUGAUUCAACAUUGGCUACACAUCUUGCCCAAUCGCGGACUACGAUUAUGUCCGAUUUAAAUUUCUCACUUUAGAGGGGAAGAAAAAGAUAAUGCAUAUUUUUUUUUCUCCAAUACAAAUUUGGUGAUUCAACAGUAAGGAGGGUCGUCUGUAUUUGCAGUUUGACAUUUUUUACUUCAAUCCAGUGUGUUAUGGUAGAUGUCAGUUAGAGGGUUUUUUUUAAUCCCUGAUGUGCAGUUGAACUAACGAAAUGAAGAAAUGUGAUUUGUGAAUUUAUACACAGGGCAUUCAAGGGUAAAUGUAUUUGCCAACAAGUGAUAGGUUGGCCGAGUAUUAUAUUGUUUUCGACAUCAGUAUGCCUCCACUGUCAAAAGGUCUAACUGAAUAUAUCUUCUUCCUUUUUGUUUUCAUCGAGCCUGUGCAUUUUCAAAGCACUUAGGUUUCCUGCGACACAGGGACCCCAAACUAGAAGACGCAUUGGUUAUACCAUUUCAUUAAAAUAGUUUAAAUCAUGUACAAAAAAACACAUGUUGCACAUGUACACGAUGACACACUAUGCAGAUUUAUCAGGAGAACUAAAUGAAAUCUUGAAGGAAAUUUUAAAAAAAAAAUCACUUCUUGAAGAGUUUUUUUUUCUUUUCUUUUUUUUACUUAACAUUUUCCUGAUAUUUUCAUGUCAGAAUAUUCUCUUACACUUUUAUUAAUUAGUUCAAUUCAGUUGAAUUAUCUGUGUGAGAAGUGCAAAAAAAAGAAUAAAUAUUUGAUUAUAGUUUUAUUAUACAAUUUAGAUGGCGGUAAUAAUAUUAAUACAUACAAAUAUAUUACUAAUGACAAGUGAUGUUUGGUUUUUUUUACAUUGGAGAAAGCAUUUUCAGAUAAUUUUUAAUGGGGAGUUUUCUAUACUUUUAUUUUUGUAAAGAAUGAGAUGCAUGUAGAUUUUUUUACAUAACCAAAGGAACACUAAUAUUUGCAUUUAGGGAGCGCUUCGGCCUGACACAGUAUCUCAGUGUACAUAAGCUUUGCAAAAGAUGCCUGUAACAUGAAAUCUGACUUUAAGAGUAAGGCAAAGUGCAUCAAUACUUGACCGUUUUAACUAAAAUGCCCAAUGAUCUGCCUCACUAUUUUCUGCAUUAAUUGUGAAUCCAAGUUAAAAAGAAAAACAUCCGCGCUGAAAUGUGGUACGACGAAUAGAAAAAGCUUCAUCGUCCCACUUUUCAACAUGCCGCUGAAUUCUCAUCUCAAAACAAGACUAAUACAACCGUUACCUCUCAGGGUCGCUCCGAAGAAAAACAACAGGAAAACAACGCUGCACAGUCGUAAUCGGAUAAAUAUUUAUUUUACACAUUUUCCCUGUUACAACAGACUGGAAAACACACUGUGUCUUUGUUUGUUUUCCUGGAGGAGUUUCUGUCUUAAAAAGAGUUGACCUCAAAUUUGACUUCCCUUUUGUAGAGAAAUGUAUCCCAGUUCUCCAGCCAUGUACUUAUAUCAGUACUAGCCUAUCCCUUUGGGGUAUUUUUUUUAUUUUGACUGCCAAUAUUUAAAACACUAUAGCAUGACUUUACUCUGUAGCAAGGUGGACUUUACCUUGUCAUCUUCCCCCUCUCUUAAAUUUUGUGUUUUGUGUUUGUAUUUAAUUGUUCAUAACCACAAAUAUUAUCCCUGCAGUUUAAACUCUCGUCAUCAUUCAUCAUUUCACUGUAGCUAUGUGAAUAUGUUAUGUCUCUGAUUUGAUAAAGCACUCUUUUUUUUGUUCCACAAAUGCUUUUUUUUACUUUUUGAAUGGUGCUAGAUUUCAUUUGUGACGUAUCCUGCAGUACGCCAUGAUGCAGUGGGUGCAUAUCAGGGCCUUUUGAAUUUUCUGUAUACAGCACAAGGAUCUUGAUUUGAUGGUAUAGUAGAAGUUAGCACAUGAUCAACAGUCCUUCCCCCUCCUUGUUUUUAUGUUUUUAUAUAUAUAUAUAUAUAUAUAUAUAUAUACUCGAUAACAACCCCCGUCAUUAAAUAGUGUAACAGAAUACCAGAUUGUUCAAACUGCAUGAUUUUAUUUUAAAUUACAUGUAAUUAUUUUUUAGAAAAGUUGUAUAUGCAAUUCCCCAAGUUUUUCUGAACUAAUGUCCAGGUGUUGGAAAUGUUAUUAACAGUUGAAAGGACAUGCAGACUGCAGCAUGUAAAAGAAGCGGUGGUUGGUGUGACGUCUCUAGUUUACUGUUGCCUCCUUUAAAAGGCAGGUGUGGUGUUAUUACUUCCUUUGUAUCACCUCCUCUAUGUAAUACUUAUCUACAUAUUUUAUUCUUCAGUUUUCGUUAAGUAGCCGUUAGUAUGUUUGUUUUGAAAUUUAAAAUUGCCCCAUUUGAUACAGUAUUUUAGUAUUUGGCAAGGGUUCUUCUUUCAUAAGGGGUGGUUGGGGUCGACAGGGAAUAAGUUGUGCAUAAGCCAAUUAUGUUUAUGAUUUUUGAUUGUUGAUAGUUUCUCUCUCCCCCAGUCUUUUUCUUUCUUUACACAUUGUAAAGUCAGCCAGAGAUGACAAACAGUUCUGAACAGCAGCAAUAAAUUCAAUAAACUGUUUAACCCA